AUGAGCCAGUCGGGAGAUCUCUCAAAUCAAGACAUGCAGAAUGGAACGAGACCGGAGCCCAGGGGCUCCAUCAAUGGCAUACACGCUGGAAUAUCGACCUAUCGACUGGUGCGCGAAGGCUACCUGACGCCCGAAAUCAUCCAAAUGCUGGUUAGACGUUACGCCGAGCAUUAUCACCCGUACCUGCCCUUGGUCCCGCGCAAAUACUUCGACCCUGCUCAACUGGACGUCUUCGCGGUCAAUGAUAAACAUCUAAUGACGGCCGUCAUCACCAUCUCAUCCAAGGACCUCAUUGAACAACCGACGAUCCAUACCUGCUGCUCUCGAUACAUGCACGAUUUGAUAUCUGGGAUCGCCGCUGGCCAUGAUUGCGAAGUCGAGGCGGUCGAGGCAUUGCUGUUGCUCGCUGAAUGGGAGCCGCAGGGUCUGCGGAACCGGAUCGAGGCUGUGGGCAGAGGCGAGGAGGAUCGCUCGGCCUGGAUGCAUGUUGGGAUGGCGCUUCGCACAGGUUAUUUCUUGGGUCUGGACCGGACUGCGUUUCGACAAGAAUCUGCCGAAGAGGCGAGAAUUGACGGACGCAAGCGCCUGGCUUGGGCCAACUGCUACGUCUCGGAUCGACUGAUAUCGGUGAGAAUUGGGAAGGCAUUCUGGUCGAGGGGACCUGGACCCAUGACUGGCCUCUCCUCCCAAGAUUUUCCCUCAUUACAGCCACUCAGUCCUGACGACGAGGACUAUGCCAAAAUCAUGCAAGCCACCUUGGAUCUCACCCAGCUCUACUCCAAUGUGCACGAUGUUCUCUACUCCGGCAUGCGCACCAGUGGACAGAUGAUGCUCAUGGGAGAUUAUGUCAAGUACGUCGACGAUUUCCGCGCCGCCAUUGCUCGCUGGAACACGACCUGGGGCAAACUGGAGUGCUCUCCUUAUAUCAAGGUCACACUGCAGAUGGCGUAUGAAUAUCUUUGUCUGUACACCAAUGCCUUUGCUUUCCAAGCGGCAAUCGCUCAAGCAAUUGCCAGCAAGCCCAAGAGUGACGCCCAUUCACUGAGGGACCAUCUUCGAAGUGUGUUCAGCAAUGUCGGUGCCAUGCCAGAUGCACGCUUCAUUUGGGCCAGUGUGGCCGCCGCGAAAGCCUACCUGACGCUUCUCAGCACGCAGGUGGACCCGAGCAAGUAUCUGCGAUACAUGCCGCUGAGAUAUUACCUCUACUGCAUUUAUUCCGCGGUCUUCUUGUACAAGGCACGCUCGUUUGGUGUGAUGACGGACAUGGAAGAGCGCCAAGUGCGACAACUGGUCUUCCAGACCAUGGAAGUGCUCAAACGAGCGUCUGUCUCUGCCCAGGAUCCGGGAUCGCGCUAUGCAAGGCUAUUGGAGCUGUUGUGGAUUAGACCGCAAAAGGGGCCUUCGCAACUACCGCCUCCAAUUCAAUCUCCCGCAGCAUCAGACGGGCCAUUGUCGUCGAGUGGCAGUGUCCACGUCGAUGCCCAAGGCUAUAUGCAAUUCAGCCCGGCAAAUGACUUCUCGUGGCUGGACCUCGAGGCGGUCGGCGACUACGUCUCUGGCGAUCAAAUCACAGGCAAUGGGAUGAACAUGCUUGCCCCGAUGGUGGGGUUCGAGUCGACGUCGACUUUCAUGCCUCAGGCGCAGGCUCAGGGAAUGCAGUGGCAGCAGACCAACAAUGCGGUGAACUGGCCAGUGGACUGGAAUGGCAACCUGUUCUUCUGA
This is a messenger RNA of Cladophialophora immunda, 1722 nucleotides long. RefSeq lists its product as uncharacterized. Gene Ontology annotation, biological process: DNA-templated transcription. The transcript has a single exon. Gene Ontology annotation, cellular component: nucleus. The record is from RefSeq and is a predicted model, not a curated record. Bases 1 to 1722 code for a protein of 573 amino acids. Gene Ontology annotation, molecular function: DNA binding; zinc ion binding; DNA-binding transcription factor activity, RNA polymerase II-specific. Lineage: Eukaryota; Fungi; Ascomycota; Eurotiomycetes; Chaetothyriales; Herpotrichiellaceae.